This is a messenger RNA of Rana temporaria (common frog), 1223 nucleotides long. RefSeq names its product N-acetylneuraminic acid phosphatase (gene NANP). The coding region runs from base 341 to 1066 and encodes 241 amino acids. NCBI's taxonomy places the organism in Eukaryota, Metazoa, Chordata, Amphibia, Anura, Ranidae. The transcript has 3 exons. Gene Ontology annotation, molecular function: hydrolase activity. The record is from RefSeq and is a predicted model, not a curated record.
UCCACACUUCCAGGACGAAUAGCUGUCAGGCGUCUAGUACCAUUGCCAGCUUCGGCUCUCAAUUAUGUCUUCAACCGUGUGUGUGUGUUAAGGCAACGGCGUCUCAUUAUGAACUAGAGAAAAUAACCGUCUAUUCAGGCGUGAGGAGAAAGGACGCCGCCAUUUUGUUGUAGACCAGAUCUCUAGAGACUAGACUGUGCCUCUCUCAAGAAACAGGAAGCUAAUUUUCCAGUCAUUCUAAAAUUGACACCCCGCCUACCUACCUGCUGGCAGUGACUUGUGGCACUUCAUUCCAUAACACCGUGAUACUUCCUAAGCCUGUGCCCACACCUUUUCUGAAAUGGUGUUAAAUGGAAUUAAAGCCAUAUUUUUUGAUUUGGAUAACACAUUGAUUGACACUUCUGGAGCCAACAAAAAAGCAAUAGAAGAGGUGAUUAAAUUACUUAAAGACAAAAGCCAAUUCAACGAAGACGAAAUACAUAUUAUAUGUAAAAGUUUUCAAGCAAAAUUGCUUCAUGAAACAUUUGAUCCCUCUGAAAUGACCAUUGACAAUCUCAGGGUAUUGCACUGGGACAAAUCCAUGCAGGAAGUCAAGCCUGGAGAUUAUAAGGACUUGGCCCAAGAAUCCUAUACAUUAUGGAAAACCAAGCGUCUACAACUCAUGACCUUGGCAGAAAGUUCCAAAAACAUGCUUUGCCAACUGCGCAAAUCGGUGCGCUUGGUUCUGUUAACAAACGGAGAGAAGCAGGUUCAAAGAGAGAAAAUUGAAGCUUGUGGUGUCAGUGCAUUGUUUGAUGCCAUUGUGGUGGGAGGAGAACAUUCAGAAGAGAAGCCAGCGCCAUCCAUCUUCCUCCACUGCUGUGAUCUAGUGUCCGUAAAACCGGAAGACUGCGUGAUGGUGGGAGACAAUCUGGACACAGACAUUCAAGGCGGACUGAAUGCUGGAUUAAAGGCAACCAUCUGGUUAAAUAAUAACCCCCAAAUAAGCAGCAAUCCCAGCCCUACUCCUCAUUACACUAUACAUUCUAUGAAUACACUACCUGAGGUUUUACAAAAUUUACAGUAGUCGUCAGUUUUAUAAAGAAUAUAGGAAUCCCCUUCAUGCACAAGAGUGUGGUCCAAGCAUGGAGACGAGGCAAAAAAUGGUUUGACAUCUUAAAGGGUCACUAAAGGAAAAAAUUUUUUGCUGAAAUGACUAUUUACAGGGUAUAGAGACAUACAAG